Messenger RNA from Rubroshorea leprosula, 1894 nucleotides. NCBI's taxonomy places the organism in Eukaryota, Viridiplantae, Streptophyta, Magnoliopsida, Malvales, Dipterocarpaceae. The record is from the annotation of a GenBank genome assembly.
GAUUAUUUCCUCCUCUCCCCUAUUCUUCCGAUUCCUGAUUACCAGUUCCAGAAUUUUCUUCCAUUAAAUCCUUGGAAAGGAGAGUAGAAAUGAUUAAGAUUCCGUAUUUGACCGCAUUAACCACGCAUUUCAGCUAUGGAUUGCUCUUCGCGUUCGGCCAAUUUCGCGAUUUCUUCAGGAAGAUCUUCGAUUGGUGGCGUACUAACAAUCUUCAGGGGUAUGCACCGAUCUGUUUAGACUUUGAGGAUUUCUAUACUCGGCGCUUAUACCUUCGCAUUCAGGAUUGUUUUGGACGACCAAUAUCAAGCGCACCUGAUGCUUGGUUUGAUGUGGUUGAACGCUAUUCUAAUGACAAUAAUAAAACAUUGAAACGUACUGAGAAGAGAACUAGAUGUCUUAACUUGGGAUCAUACAACUAUCUUGGCUUCGCUGCAUCAGAUGAAUAUUGCACACCACGGGCGAUUGAUUCAUUAAAGAGAUUUUCGGCAAGUACCUGUAGUUCUCGUGUCGAUGGAGGAACUACAACAGUUCAUACAGAACUGGAGGAAUGUGUUGCAAAUUAUGUUGGGAAGCCAGCUGCUAUUGCCUUUGGCAUGGGUUAUGUUACUAACUCAGCUAUCCUUCCUGUCCUGAUUGGAAAGGGAGGGUUGAUAAUUAGUGAUUCAUUAAACCACAACUCAAUUGUCAAUGGUGCUCGAGGCUCAGGAGCUACAAUUCGGGUUUUUCAACAUAAUACACCAUCUCAUCUGGAGAAAGUUCUAAGAGAACAAAUUGCUGAGGGACAACCAAGGACACAUAGACCAUGGAAGAAGAUAAUUGUUGUUGUGGAAGGUAUUUAUAGCAUGGAGGGUGAAAUAUGUCGACUCCCAGAGAUUGUUUCUGUUUGCAAGAAAUACAAGGCAUAUGUUUAUUUGGACGAGGCUCACAGUAUUGGAGCAGUUGGAAAAACAGGAAGAGGUGUAUGUGAACUCUUAGGAGUUGACACUGCUGACGUGGACAUUAUGAUGGGAACUUUCACAAAAUCAUUUGGGUCAUGUGGUGGUUAUAUUGCAGGAUCAAAGGAGCUUAUACAAUAUCUUAAGUAUACAUGUCCAGCUCAUCUAUAUGCAACAUCAAUAUCACCAGCUGCUGCACAACAAAUUAUUUCUGCCAUAAAAGUGAUUCUUGGAGAAGAUGGUUCCAGUAGAGGGGCUCAGAAACUUGCAAGAAUCCGUGAGAAUAGCAAUUUUUUCAGGUCAGAGCUGCAAAAGAUGGGAUUUGAAGUUCUCGGAGAUAAUGAUUCCCCUAUAAUGCCCAUAAUGCUUUACAACCCUGCAAAAAUCCCUGCAUUUUCUCGAGAGUGUCUCAAACAGAAUGUUGCUGUUGUUACAGUCACUUUCCCAGCUACCCCAUUACUUUUGGCUAGGGCACGUAUUUGCAUAUCCGCAUCUCAUACUAGAGAAGACCUUAUUAAAGCAUUGGAGGUUAUCAGUCAAGUCGGAGACCUGGUUGGCAUAAAAUACUUUCCUGCAGAGCCUAAAAAGCAGCAGCAGGAGAAAGAAAUGAUCAAGUUGGAGUAGUGAAGGGAUCAUAAAACUGAUUCAAAUACAUUAUAUAGUGUCUAGGAGUGAACUUUAUAUUUGAUCUAAAUAUUUAAUUAAAUUAUCAUCCUUCUGCAUUUGAUUUUUGUACUCUCUAAGAAUCACAGAAGUUUCCAAUUUGUAGUGAUCCAUAGCGUCAGUAUCCUAGGUGCCUACUUGCUUCGAGCGUCUGUAUCAUGGAAGUUUGGUAAUUUAUUGUACAGAUAACAAUGUAAUUCGUUUUUGUUUCAUCAAAUCAUCCUUUUGAUUUACGUAUCUAUAGUUAAACUCUUUUCUUUGCAGAUUGUAAAUCUAAAUAACUGAAUUUGAUUCAA